GAGGAGAAAAAAAAAAAGUGACCCCUCCGUUUUCCGUUUUUACGGGUUUUCUUCUGCAUAAUCGCAUCCAAUCCAUCCUCUUAAUUCUUACUCACUUACACCUUUGACCUUCCAACACCACCAGUCUAUACCAAAUUCUCCUAGUCCACAUAACGCAACACACCCUCUUCUUAACAACCAGUCCAAAUCGCAAACAUGGGUAACGGUGCCAAGGCUCAACAGAAGCGCGAGCGCAAUGCUAAGGACAAGAACACUGCCAAGUCCCAGCUCAAAGUGAACGAGAAGGCUUGUGAUAUUCAGUGCCAGAUCUGCAAAUCUACCUUCCUCAAGACCACAAAGGCCCCUGCUCUGAAAGAGCAUGCCGAGAACAAGCACAGCAAGACCAUUGCCGACUGCUUCCCCAACGUCCAAGUCGCAUAGACCAUAACACUAUGUGUUGACAUGAUGGUAUCGUACGAGAAGAGAAAAGUCAAGAAAACAACUGGAAAAUGGGAAAUGUUUAGCGAAGCGAGGCGUACUGUGGCGCGAUAGCCUAGACGAGAAUGGGGAUACGAGACAAGACGAGAUCAAGGGACUCAUGAUGGAUAUAAAUUUUACGCGGCUCUUUUUUUGCACAUUCUUGCCAUUCCUCUGUGUUUGCCAUCUGCUACCUAAUGAGCCUCUACAGCCUUUGGGGGCGCUUUCACGACUGGUGCUGCAGCCUCCUUCUGCUGCUUCGCCUUCGCCUGUUCCUCACGGAUGCUAGCCAGAAUAUCAGGAUACCAGCGCUCUCCAACGUCAGGAUGACUCUUGACCCGAUUUCGCAAUGUUGCCUCACCAAGCGUCUUUGAAGCACCGCCAGCUCGGAAAGUAAACUCGACAUCAUCAAUACGUCCGCCAUUGCGCUCCACGAUCUUGCGACGCUGCUCCCGUACUUCCUCUGGUACAAGACCAACGCCAACUUUCUCCAGAUCUUCAAACUCAGCGCUCAUGCGCACGCCUUGGAAGAAGGGAAUAGAGAAGCGUGCACCUGAGCCGGCAGCGGGGGAGAGGACACGAUGUGUUGUAGAGACACAGACGCCUUGUGUAAGUGCCUCUAAGCCUUGGCCGAUAGCAACGACGAGGGUUUCGGGUAUUGGCUCACAGUCAAUCCAGUCGCCUCGAACGUUCUGUACUUGAAGACCCUUGUGCGAUGUCGCCUGGAGGAGAUAGCUUGUAAGCAUGCUGUCUUUGUGAGGACCUACGCCCUGGCCCUGCACGUUUCCUUCGAUGCCGAGUUCCUUUGCAUCGGGGUACUUGACAAUCUUGAGCUUGUGUUGCUGAUCUUCGUCAAAGUAUUUAUCAAAGGCGUCGCUGGGAAGUUCAAUAGCUUCGGCGAUGAGAGACGUAAACUCAAUUGAGAUCUUGCCCAUGCGCUCCAUGUAGUCUGUAUACACUUUGCGGAACUCAGGCAACGAGUCCUCGGAUGGCCAUUGAUUGGGUGCUAACAGGUUACGAUAUAGAGGAGCACCAGGCCCAGGGAUAGGAUGCUCUGUUGAGAGAUCAAUUUGUUCACGAUGAUCAAUCUCUCCAGCUGUGAUCUCCGCUGAGAGACGAGAGUAGCCUAGGAAAGAGGGCGCAUUCUUCAUCUCAAUCUUGAGUCUGGACGAGUUAGUGAGCCAUCAGAUCAUGAUAAUGUCACUCAUCACUCACUUCUCUUCCUCGGGAAUGUCAAAGAAACCCUUUCCAAGUUCAAUGAUCUUCUGAAACAACUCAUCCGAGAUGCCAACA
Molecule: messenger RNA, 1749 nt
Organism: Fusarium odoratissimum NRRL 54006
Lineage: Eukaryota; Fungi; Ascomycota; Sordariomycetes; Hypocreales; Nectriaceae
Exons: 4
Coding region: 196-420 (74 amino acids)
Source: RefSeq, a predicted model, not a curated record